UCCAAACCACGUACAGAAUGGUGAACGCUGGGUUGCUGGUGUCCUGCCUUCGAGGUGGGGAGCUGUUCCAUUCGCGGAGCCUCUCGCCGCGGCCGCACUACCCUUCGAUGCCCAAGUGCCCUAAGCGGAAAUCGGCGGAGGCUUCUGGGGAACCUGGUAAUGUGGAUCCGGAAGCAAUGAAGGGGGCUGGAGAGGAGGAGGAGGAGGAGAAAAGGGUGGCGCUGUUCUCGGUCUUCGGGAUGACGUGCGCCGCUUGCGCUGGGUCGGUGGAAAAGGCGAUCAAGCGGCUGCCGGGGAUCCAUGACGCCGCCGUCGAUGUGCUGAAUGAUCGAGCGCAAGUCAUAUUGUACCCUGCAUUCAUUAAGGAGGAAACAAUUAGGGAAUCGAUAGAAGAUGCUGGUUUUGAGGCAGCACUAUUGAAAGAGGAGAUGAAAGAAAAAUCUGCUCUAACAUGCAGGUUGCACAUAAAAGGAAUGACCUGCACUUCUUGCUCAAGGACCAUCGAAUCUGCUCUGGGAGCUCUUCCUGGGAUGCAAAAGGCUAUUGUUGCUUUGACAACUGAAGAAGCAGAGAUUCGCUAUGAUCCUAGGAUUAUAAGUGUCAACCAACUCAUGGAGACUAUUGAAGAUACUGGUUUUGAAGCUAUACUUAUUACUACAGGGGAAGAUAUCAACAGAGUAGAACUCAAAAUUGAGGGAACAUUUUCUACAAGAUACAUCUCAAUGGUUAAGAACUCUCUAGAGGCACUCCCUGGAGUACACGAUACUGACAUUGAUGCCAUGCUUCACAAAAUUACAAUAUCUUACAAGCCUGAUCAGACUGGCCUACGGAAUUUCAUUGAAAUUAUUGAGUCUACUACUUCAGGACAUCUUAAAGCAUCAAUAUAUCCAGAAGUGAGAGGAAAGGAACUUCACAGAAAUGAUGAGAUAAAGCAGUAUCAUAGAUCUUUUUUCUUGAGUUUGGUUUUCACAAUUCCAGUAUUUCUGACUUCAAUGGUGUUCAUGUACAUUCCUGCAAUUGCAGAAAUUCUGGAUAAAAAAAUAGUUAACAUGUUGAACAUUGGAGAGUUCUUGAGAUGGAUUUUAUCCACUCCUGUCCAAUUUGUAAUUGGUCGAAGAUUUUAUGUUGGUUCAUAUAAAGCAUUGCGGCAUGGAUCUGCAAACAUGGAUGUGUUGAUUGCUCUGGGAACAAAUGCAGCAUAUUUUUAUUCACUCUACUCUGUGUUUAGAGCUGCAACUUCAGAGAACUUUAGGGCAAUCGAUUUUUUUGAAACUAGCUCCAUGCUCAUAUCCUUUAUUCUUCUUGGAAAGUAUCUUGAAAUUUUGGCCAAAGGGAAGACAUCAGAGGCCAUUGUCAAGCUGAUGGACUUGGCACCUUGCACUGCAACAUUGCUUGACUUUGACAGUGAAGGUAGUGUAGUACGUGAAACAGAGAUAGAUAGUCGACUGAUUCAGAAAAAUGAUGUUAUUAAAGUAAUGCCAGGUGGAAAAGUUGCUUCAGAUGGUUUUGUUAUAUGGGGCCAGAGCCAUGUUAAUGAAAGCAUGAUAACUGGGGAAUCAAGGCCUGUUGCAAAGAGGAAAGGUGAUAUUGUCAUAGGUGGUACUGUCAAUGAAAAUGGCGUUCUACAUAUUCGUGCUACUCAUGUUGGGUCAGAAAGUGCCCUUGCGCAAAUUGUUCGUCUUGUAGAAUCUGCUCAGAUGGCUAAAGCACCUGUACAGAAACUUGCUGACCGUAUUUCCAAAUAUUUUGUGCCACUUGUCAUUGCUCUUUCGUUUUUAACUUGGCUCAUUUGGUUCUUAGCUGGAAAGUUCAAAUCCUACCCAAAUUUUUGGAUUCCUACUUCAAUGGAUAGCUUUCAACUUGCUCUUCAGUUUGGCAUAUCAGUGAUGGUGAUAGCAUGUCCGUGUGCACUUGGCCUGGCCACUCCCACUGCUGUCAUGGUUGGAACAGGAGUUGGUGCCUCUCAAGGUGUGCUGAUUAAAGGGGGACAAGCAUUGGAGUGUGCACAUAAGGUGAACUGUAUCGUAUUUGACAAAACAGGCACACUCACAAUCGGAAAGCCUGUUGUCGUGAGAACACGGCUACUGAAGAAUAUGGCACUGUGUGAUUUCUAUGAAUAUGUAGCUGCUGCUGAGGUCAACAGUGAGCACCCUUUGGCAAAGGCUAUAGUUCAAUAUGCUAAAAGAUUCAGUAUGGAAGAAGCAAACUAUUUUUUACCCGAAGCGCAAGAUUUCAUUGCUAUCACAGGCCAUGGUGUCAAAGCCUCAGUUAGGAACAAAGAAGUCAUGGUUGGAAACAAGAGUUUGAUGCUUGAAUCAGGAAUCAAUAUUCCUGUUGAGGCUUCUGAGAUUCUCGCUGAGAUUGAGAGAAAUGCACAAACAGGAAUAAUCGUCUCCAUCAAUGGAGAAGCCACUGGUAUAAUCGCAGUAUCCGAUCCACUGAAACCUGGUGCCCGAGAAGUUAUAUCACUUCUAGCUUCCAUGAAAAUUAAGAGCAUUAUGGUAACAGGGGACAACUGGGGGACUGCAAACGCAAUUGCAGGUGAGGUUGGAAUAGACACUGUCGUCGCAGAAGCAAAGCCCGACCAAAAGGCAGAGAAGAUAAAGGAACUUCAGAUGUCUGGCUUAACUGUGGCAAUGGUCGGAGACGGUAUUAACGAUUCGCCAGCACUCGUAUCUGCAGAUGUCGGGAUGGCUAUUGGUGCUGGCACAGACAUUGCAAUUGAAGCUGCUGACAUUGUCCUCAUGAAAAGCAACUUAGAGGAUGUGAUAACAGCAAUCGACCUCUCAAGGAAGACCUUCUUCAGGAUCCGAAUGAAUUACGUCUGGGCAUUCGGCUACAACAUCAUUGGCAUCCCAAUUGCUGCCGGAGUUAUUUUUUCAUUCACUAGAUUCAGGCUGCCACCGUGGGUUGCUGGUGCCGCCAUGGCUGCUUCUUCAGUCAGUGUGGUCUGCUGCUCCCUCUUGUUGAAGAACUAUAGAAGACCCAAAGGGUUGGAAACGAUUCAAAUGAGCCAAGUCAUCGUCAAGUGAAAUCAUGUCAAUGUGGAUGCCUGCCUGCUAUUGGUGGAGAUGUAAAUAUUUGUGAAGUUGCUCAGCAGCCCUUAUGACAAUUUGAGAUUUAUCUCUAUAUUUACCUUCUUCUAUAUCUAUUAAGAUAACGGAUCUAUAUUUUACUAAGCAACAUCAUCGGCAUCCCAAUUGCUGUCGGAGUUAUUUUUCUGUUCACCAGAUUCAGGCUGCCACCGUGGGUUGCUGGUGCCGCCAUGGCUGCUUCUUCAGUCAGUGUGGUCUGCUGCUCCCUCUUGUUAAAGAACUAUAGAAGACCUAAAGGGUUGGAAAUGAUUCAAAUGAGCUAAGUCAUCGUCAAGUGAAAUCAUGUCCAUGUGGAUGCCUGCCUGCUAUUACUCGUGUCGCACAGAUUUAAUUGGUGGAGAUGUAAA
This is a messenger RNA of Zingiber officinale, 3442 nucleotides long. RefSeq names its product copper-transporting ATPase HMA5-like. The transcript has 6 exons. Bases 18 to 3032 code for a protein of 1004 amino acids. NCBI's taxonomy places the organism in Eukaryota, Viridiplantae, Streptophyta, Magnoliopsida, Zingiberales, Zingiberaceae. The record is from RefSeq and is a predicted model, not a curated record. Gene Ontology annotation, molecular function: ATPase-coupled monoatomic cation transmembrane transporter activity; copper ion binding; ATP binding. Gene Ontology annotation, cellular component: membrane. Gene Ontology annotation, biological process: monoatomic cation transport.